Messenger RNA from Ramularia collo-cygni, 1431 nucleotides. RefSeq names its product probable beta-glucosidase. Gene Ontology annotation, biological process: carbohydrate metabolic process. The transcript has 9 exons. NCBI's taxonomy places the organism in Eukaryota, Fungi, Ascomycota, Dothideomycetes, Mycosphaerellales, Mycosphaerellaceae. Bases 1 to 1431 code for a protein of 476 amino acids. Gene Ontology annotation, molecular function: beta-glucosidase activity. The record is from RefSeq and is a predicted model, not a curated record.
AUGGCACUCCCGAAAGAUUUUCUGUGGGGAUUUGCGACUGCCAGCUACCAGAUCGAAGGUGCCGUGCAUGAAGAUGGGCGCCAGGACUCAAUCUGGGAUUCGUUCUGCCGUACGCCAGGGAAGAUCGCUGACGGUUCGGACGGGUCGAUCGCUUGCGACAGUUACCAUCGAUACAAAGACGAUGUUUCGCUUCUCAAGCAACUUGGAGCCAGAAUCUAUCGAUUCAGCAUCUCCUGGUCUAGGGUCAUUCCACUCGGUGGUCGGAACGACCCCAUAAACCAGCAAGGACUACAAUACUACGAAGACUUGAUCGAUGAGCUGCUCGCAAACGGAAUAAUACCAAUGGUGACCAUCUUCCACUGGGAUCUACCACAAGGACUUUACGAUCGCUAUGGCGGCUUUCUCGACAAAGAGGAAUACGUUGAAGACUAUGCCAACUACGCCCGAUUGCUGUUUAGCACGCUCGGURCCAAGGUGAAGUUUUGGAUCACUUACAACGAACCUUGGUGUAGCGCAAUCCUUGGCUACAGCACUGGGACUUUUGCGCCGGGUCAUACCAGCGAUCGUACUAAGAGCCCGGUGGGCGACAGCUCUACCGAGCCAUGGAUAGUUGGCCACAACAUCCUGCUUGCUCAUGCUUCGGCAGUUAAGAUAUACCGAGAAGAAUUCAAACCAACCCAGCAUGGUGUCAUUGGCAUAACGCUGAACGGGGACUGGGUCGAGCCAUUCGACUCGGCUUCCACCAGCGAUGUGGAGGCGUGCGAGAGAAAGCUUGAAUUCUCCAUCGCAUGGUUCGCAGACCCAAUUUACAAAGGAGAGUAUCCGGCUAGCAUGAAGCAGCAGCUUGGAUCACGCCUGCCAGAUUUUACUGCCGAGGACAGAGCGUUAGUUCUUGGAUCCAACGAUGCCUACUUCAUGAACACAUACACAUCAGACUUCAUCCGGGCACGCAGCGAAACUCCGGCUCCGCAGGACUUCAGCGGCAACGUCGAUGUGCUGAAGCAAAAUGCAAAUGGGGAAAGCAUUGGCCCUGAGACACARAGCCCCUGGCUUCGUCCCCACUCUGCAGGUUUCAGAAGAUUGCUCAAUUGGAUCUCGGAUCGCUAUGGUAGACCACCCAUCUACGUUACUGAAAAUGGCACGAGCGUGAAGGGAGAAAACGAUUUACCUGUUGCAGAAAUCGUACGGGACGACUUCAGAGCCAAGUACUUCCGUGACUACAUCAAUGCAAUGGUAGAAGCACAGCACCUUGACGGCGUUGAUGUCCGAGGAUACAUGGCGUGGUCUCUUCUUGACAACUUUGAAUGGGCUGAGGGCUACGAGACGAGGUUCGGCGUCACAUAUGUGGACUACACCGGCGGCCAAAAGAGACAUCCGAAGAAGAGUGCCCGAGUCAUUAGCGAACUGUUCGCAUCGCUCUGCAGCAGCUGA